Messenger RNA from Camelina sativa (false flax), 2116 nucleotides. Its product is annotated as O-fucosyltransferase 5. The record is from RefSeq and is a predicted model, not a curated record. Gene Ontology annotation, biological process: protein O-linked glycosylation via fucose. Gene Ontology annotation, molecular function: peptide-O-fucosyltransferase activity. NCBI's taxonomy places the organism in Eukaryota, Viridiplantae, Streptophyta, Magnoliopsida, Brassicales, Brassicaceae.
AUUCGUCAAUCAACUCGUAACACACUCACUGUGUGAUACACAAUAUUGUCGGUUAAGAAAUAUAUUAAUGUUAACGUGAUAGUUACAUUAAUAAAUGUCUACACUGAGAAAAGUGAAUCCCCAGCUUACUGUGUCUCGGCGAUGGAGCGUAACUCGUCGGACGAAGAAGAGGACCACCAGAAUUUGAUCCCACAGAACGACACUAGAGACAACGAUCUCAACCUCCACCGGGAAAAUAAGCUUCAGUCCGUCAGGGCUAACGGCGGUGGCAGGAGUCCGAGAUCGGCGUUCCAGAUCGACGACAUCGCAUCGCGAGCUCGCAACCGUUGGAAAAUCUCACUCAACAAGCGUUACGUCGUUGGUGCCGUCUCUCUAGCUCUAUUCCUCGGGGUUUUGUUCUUCUUUACUGAUACUCGUAGAUUCUUCUCGGUGGAUCUCUCGAGCUUUAAGCUUGAUCCACUAUCGAGUCGGGUCAAGGAAUCUGAGCUACAAGCUCUGUAUCUCCUGAGGAAGCAACAGCUUGCGCUUGUAUCUCUCUUGAACCGUACAUUGGUAGACCAAUCAGCCAAUUUCAAUUCUUCGAAUGCAAUUGGUUCGUCUGUAGUAACAGACAAUGUGAAAGCAGCUCUAGUGAAGCAGAUCUCAGUGAAUAAGGAAAUCGAAGAGGUGCUUCUAUCACCACACAGGACUGGGAAUGACUCUAUCACUGGUUCUGGUUUAGAUAGUAUUAGUGGUUCUUACUAUGAUGAUGGUAGAUGUAGAAAGGUAGAUCAGAAGAAGUUGUUGGAUCGGAAAACAAUUGAAUGGAAUCCUAGAUCAGAUAGAUUCCUUUUUGCUAUCUGUCUCUCAGGUCAAAUGAGCAACCACUUGAUUUGUUUAGAGAAACAUAUGUUCUUUGCUGCUCUGCUAGAUCGAGUUCUGGUGAUCCUAAGUCCUAAGUUUGAUUACCAGUAUGAUAGAGUGAUAGAUAUAGAUCGGAUUAACACGUGCUUGGGAAGAACUGUUGUUAUUUCUUUUGAUCAGUUCAAGGAGGUUGAUAAGAAGAACAAUGCUCACAUUGACAGGUUCAUCUGUUACUUCUCAUCUCCACAGCCUUGUUAUGUGGACGAGGAGCAUAUCAAGAAGCUGAAGGGAUUGGGGAUUUCCAUUGGUGGGAAGCUUGAGGCUCCUUGGAGUGAAGAUAUAAAGAAACCAACUAAGAGAACUUCUCAAGAGGUAGUGGAAAAGUUUAAGUCUGAUGAUGGUGUGAUCGCCAUAGGGGAUGUCUUCUAUGCUGAUAUGGAGCAAGAUUUGGUGAUGCAACCUGGUGGACCCAUCAAGCACAAAUGCAAAACACUGAUUGAACCCAGUAAGCUCAUUUUGGUGACAGCACAACGAUUCAUCCAGACAUUCUUAGGAAAGAAUUUCAUCUCGCUUCAUCUCCGUAGACAUGGGUUUCUGAAGUUCUGCAAUGCAAAAUCGCCAAGUUGCUUUUAUCCCAUACCACAAGCUGCAGACUGCAUCAGUCGGAUGGUGGAAAGGGCCAAUGCUCCAGUCAUCUACCUUUCAACAGAUGCUGCAGAAAGCGAAACGGGUCUGCUUCAGUCACUAGUAGUCGUUGAUGGAAAAGUCAUCCCCUUUGUCAAGCGUCCACCUCGCAACUCAGCAGAGAAGUGGGAUUCGUUGUUGUAUAGACAUGGUAUAGAAGAUGACACUCAGGUGGAUGCUAUGUUGGAUAAGACAAUAUGUGCAAUGUCCAGUGUCUUCAUUGGAGCAUCGGGUUCUACUUUUACAGAGGAUAUCUUGCGGCUAAGAAAAGACUGGGGAACUUCAUCUAUGUGCGAUGAGUAUCUCUGUCGAGGCGAAGAACCAAACUUCAUAGCUGAAAAUGAAUAAAAAAGUAAACACAUUCGUUUAACUUUCAUCUUGUCUCUGAUUCCAUGGUUCUUCUUCUUUACCUGUAUUAUAAUAGAAUAGGCGAGUUUAAUUCUCUUCCGACGAUUUUGUUCUUUUGCCGGUGAAAUAUAGUUUUUUUUUCCUUGAGAAAUCUCGGAACAGCUUGAUUGCUUUUGAAACAUGUAAUUGUAAACCAAAGAUUAUUGAACACGGAACGUGGGCUAAAUUAGCAGUUAUUGAA